This is a messenger RNA of Oncorhynchus keta (chum salmon), 3712 nucleotides long. RefSeq names its product MAP kinase-activated protein kinase 2-like. NCBI's taxonomy places the organism in Eukaryota, Metazoa, Chordata, Actinopteri, Salmoniformes, Salmonidae. The record is from RefSeq and is a predicted model, not a curated record. The transcript has 10 exons. Gene Ontology annotation, biological process: toll-like receptor signaling pathway; protein autophosphorylation; intracellular signal transduction. Gene Ontology annotation, molecular function: ATP binding; calmodulin binding; calcium-dependent protein serine/threonine kinase activity. Gene Ontology annotation, cellular component: nucleus; cytoplasm. Bases 402 to 1631 code for a protein of 409 amino acids.
AUGUAACGAAAGGACGUUGGAAAGUGACGAGGCCAGUUUAACCGAAGUCAUUCUACUAUAGGCUACUCAGAUGCGGACAUGUUUUAGUGAAACAAAUAUUACACUGUGGAUAUACAGGAUUAUUGAAUUGAACUUGAAUAGAAUAAUUUAAGUUAUAGAAAACUUUUAGUUUCAAACUUUUUUAAUAGUGGGACUAUUGUUUUAAACAUCCCAAGGCACACAGGAACUGGCCAAGAUAAAGUGACUACCGAAUGCGCGCCCUUUUCAGUGUCUGGUAGUCAUUUCUGCUUGGUGUAAAUAACGGACAAGCGCGUCAUUUCACUUGCGAAUCAUAUUAGCCUAUUGAGGUCGUUUUUUUCAUCCCGGGGGACCACUCACAGAGACACAGCAUCUGUGGGACCAUGCUACAAAAUGGUAUUGGUAAGGAGAAACCUUCGGAACUGCCGAAGGCUGAGCCAGAACCAGACUUCCCAUCAGAACCUUCAACCCAGCCAGCCCCCAUUGACAGCGCAGUGCGUACGGCACAGGACACGGAUUCCACGCACUUCCCCAUGCCGGAGUUCCCCAAAUUGGAGAUAAAGCGUAACGCGGUGACAGACGAUUAUAAGAUAUCUAGUCAGGUCCUUGGGUUUGGGAUCAAUGGGAAGGUUCUGGAAUGCACAAAUAAGAAGACGGGGGAGAAGUGUGCACUGAAGAUCCUCUAUGACAGUCCCAAGGCGAGGCAGGAGGUUGAGCUUCACUGGCGGGUGUCGGGGGGGCCUUACAUCGUUGGUAUUCUCAGUCUGUACGAGAACAUGCAUCAUGGGAAGAAGUGCCUGCUCAUCAUCAUGGAAUGUAUGCAAGGGGGAGAACUGUUCAGCCGGAUCCAGGCCAGAGGAGACCAAGCUUUCACUGAGAGAGAGGGCUCAGAGAUCAUGCGGGAUAUUGGCACGGCCAUCGAGUUUCUCCACAACAUGAACAUCGCACACAGAGACAUCAAGCCUGAGAACCUGCUGUACACUCAUCAGAAGAGCAACGGGACUCUCAAACUGACAGACUUUGGCUUCGCUAAGGAGACCACUCUACACAACCUCCUGCAGACCCCCUGCUACACCCCUUACUAUGUGGCUCCUGAGGUUUUGGGCCCGGAGAAAUAUGACAAGUCAUGUGACAUGUGGUCUCUGGGCGUCAUCAUGUAUAUCCUGCUGUGUGGUUUCCCACCGUUCUACUCUAACACGGGCCAGGCCAUCUCUCCAGGGAUGAAACGGAGGAUCAGGAUGGGCCAGUACGAGUUCCCCAAACCUGAGUGGGCUGAGGUGUCAGAGGAAGCCAAACAGUUGAUCCAUCAGCUGCUAAAGACAGACCCCAACGACAGAAUGACCAUCACACAGUUUAUGAACCACCCCUGGAUCAAUCAGUCCAUGGUUGUUCCCUCCACACCGCUCCACACCACACGGGUCCUGACUGAGGACAGAGAGAUGUGGGAUGACGUGAAGGAGGAGAUGACCAGUGCUCUGGCCACCAUGCGUGUGGACUACGACCAGGUGAAGAUCAAAGACCUGGACACCUCCAGCAACCCACUGCUCAACAAGAGACGCAAGAAGGCCGCUGCCGGGGGCAAAUUGGGAGGCAGCGUCUGCAACAGCCAGUGAAAGACUGGAGGUGGGAGGGAAGCCACAGCCAGAACAGAAAGGGAAGCCCAGAGGACACACCUGGAACAGCUGGGAGGGGAAAAGACUGUGGGAGGUCUGGGCAGAAACAUGCAGAAGAGAUUUAUCAGGGGGAGUGUGUUCAUACUUAAAUCAGCAGAGGGAGAAGAGGGGAGGCUUAAAGGAGGGAGGGGGUACUGUUAGGAAACAGCAGGGAAAUGUUAUUUGGAGAUUCUCAGCAAUCAGUCGAAUUGAAGGACACAUGAAGUGAUGACAAUGUAUGAAACACUUAUCAGCCAAGAUCAGCAGGCCUUCAUACUGUAGGCCUUCAUAAGUUUUUAAUUUGAUUGUGUGUUAGUGUGUGUGUUAUUUUGAAAGGUCAUUCAGGAUCUGCUCUUUAUAAGUUCCUGUAUGUUUAUUGUGUGUGUGCCUGUGUGUUUAUGUGUGUUGUAACCAAUGUUCCCUCUAAAAAUGCUCAGCACUGAGCAAAUUUCAGGUCUGCUGAACACAAACUUGAACGUUGUGAAAAUUCUGUGCAACUUCCAGUGUGCGUUUACUGUGAACACUUGGGCUGUACCCGCUUUCAUUUACAGUUAACAGUGGCCAAGUCAUCUACUGUGGCAAUUUGAUCAUAAUGUAGGCCUAUCAGAGUGGCCUACCAUCAAAAACAAUGGAGAAAAUGCAUCCCAUAACAUUUUAACAUGGAAAUAGCUGUUCUAUCAUUCAGCCUGCAGUAGCAGCCAAUGUGUGGUGUUCAAUGUACGCCAACAUUCCAUGAGACUUUUGAAGAAAAAAAAACAUACAGGGCCUGACAUUAACCUGUUUAUCCACUUGUUCUUCCGACAAGGAGGUGACUGAAAAUGUUGUGUUGUUUGAUGCAAGAAACUGCUUUUCAAAAUAAAAUGCAUUAUUAUUCCCAUACCAUUAUUAUAGAGAAUCAGACAAAUUAUACUAACCUCUGCCUAUUGGCUACUUAGCUUAUUCAAGCGUUUCUCAAAAUACAACACUGCCCCUUUAAGACAACAAAAGCUCUUUACCUGACUCUCUUUUCAAAGAUGUCUCGAAAUGUACACGAUUUGUGCUCUUGUAGGAAGUAAAUACUCCCCUAUUGCUUACUACAAAGCAUCUAUAACUGGGCUAAUAACCGAGCUCAGAACCACUCAUGCUGUAAACACAGUCCAGUUCAAAGUAAAUGGCACAGAUCCAUAUAUGGCAAUGUUCCAUUGGCAUAUAGGCCUACUGCAGCUCUGAUUGGUUAAGCCUAACUGGUCUGUGUAGAGCAAGGGCUGGUUGGUACAUGUCAAUGCAAUAGAAUCCUACUCUGAUGCAUUCUGCCUACAAGAAAAUCUCUUGCAUAGUUAAUUUUGUUUUGAUAUGUUGCAUUGAAAGUGGCUAAUAUUGCGUUGAUUCGAUCAAAUUUGCCACAGUAAAGGCAAAACAUUGUGUUAACAGGGAAAGCUCUAGAACAGUGGUCACCAACCUUUGAGUUAAAAUCACUGAGUCAAAAUGCAAACAGAGAUCUACCGCUUAGACUUUAUUUUUUUAUUGUUUUACAUUACUUAAAAAAACAUAAGCCUAUGCAACAUUAACCAAUUAAAAACAGUACUGUAGCAAUGAGGUUUGUUCAGUAAGCUAUAGGCCCAAUAUAUUUUCAUUGCAUAUAGGCUAUUCUUCAAUUGCCCUGCCAGUGCAUUGUUGUUUGGGAAUUCGAGGUAGGAUACUGUAUAUGAUCACACCGAUAAUAGAUCCGUUGUUGUAUUACUUAUGCGGCACAGCUGAGUGAGCAUUCAUUUAAAUAAUUUGCUUUUAUUUUAUUGGGUCGAUGGUACCUGAAUCUAUGGUCAGUCUCAGCGGAGGGAGAGAGCAGCAUCCCUCUGCUCUCCCUUUCCUCCACUGACACGGACCAAAAAGGGAAACAGUCUUCCAGCUGAUGGCGAAAACUUGAAUCGCACCACAUUAUUUCUGCCUCAUGUACAAAUUCAUGUUGUUCCUCCUAUGAACAGAGAAAGUGAAAUAUUAUUCUAUAUUAAAAAAAGCCUCAAGCCUCUAAUAAUAAUAAAGCAAAAGUCCCCUCUCCUACCUUA